Molecule: messenger RNA, 1362 nt
Organism: Caenorhabditis remanei
Lineage: Eukaryota; Metazoa; Nematoda; Chromadorea; Rhabditida; Rhabditidae
Exons: 6
Coding region: 1-1362 (453 amino acids)
Source: RefSeq, a predicted model, not a curated record
AUGCUACGGCUCAUUCUCUUCAUUGCUGUCGUUGGUUCUACGGUGUUUUGUAGUCGAGAGAAAGACUUUCGGAUUCGAACCAAUCGGAUAUGGGAAGAGGAAAAAGAAAAGAAACCGUACUCUGGACGAUGGCAAGAUCUUGAAACUGAUCCAUAUGAUAACGUAGUUCAUUUUGAUGGAGAAACACAUCUCGCAAAUGUCAAACAACUGACUUUCGAAGGAAUGAAUGCUGAAGGAUAUUUCAGUUUUGAUAAUUCAAAGCUAACACUUCAAGCCACUGGAUACGGUACUGAUUGUGAUCAAAUCUACGAAUUAGAUCUGAAUAUUGACCCAAAACUUCAAACAUUGAGAAGAAUUAGUACUGGAUUGGGAGGUACAACAUGCUCAUAUUUCUACAAAGAAGAGGAUAACAAUCAUAGAUUGUACGCUGGAAAUUGGUGGAAUGUCAAGAUUGAUAAUCACACUGACGUAUCGAAGACGUGCCCUCAAAAACAGUGUGCAAAUCCACAAACGGAUGAACUGAAACAACUUUGCAAUACCAGUUACACUUGGGAUAUUUUCGAUGAUUACGAUAUCUUCAAGGUUGACCGUUACGGAAACUUCGUCCAACGCCUCACUGAUACUCCAGGAUAUGAUGCAGAAGGUGUCGUCUCUCCGGAUGGAACAAAAAUUGCAUUCACUUCAAUUCGUUCGGGUGAUUUGGAGCUGUAUGUUAUGAAUACUGAUGGAUCAAAUCUGACUCAAGUAACGAAUGAGCUCGGUUAUGACGGUGGAUCAUUCUUCACUCCAGACGGGAAACGAUUGAUUUUUCGAGCAAGUCGCCCGAAGACUCCCGAGGAUAUUGCAAAAUACAAGAAGUUGCUAUCAUACAACCUAGUUGAGCCUAUUGCAAUGGAGUUGUUUAUUGUUGAUAUUGAUGGAAAGAAUAUGAGACAAAUCACACAUCUUGGUGAAGCGAAUUGGGCUCCAUAUAUGUUGAAUGAUAAUAAGAGGAUCGUAUUCAGUAGUAAUUACAAUGCAGCAGCAAAUGGAUUUGGAGCUUUUAGUAUCUUUAUGAUCAAUGACGAUGGAACUGGAUUAGAGCAAAUUACGUUUGGAAAAGACCAAUUCAACUCGUUCGCAAUGCAAAGCUAUGAUGGAAAGAAAUUGGUUUGGGGAUCGAGUAGAAAUGGAACGAAUUAUGCAUUGAAUUUGUUUAUUGCUGAUUGGAUCGAUCAUCCAGAUACAACCACUUCGAUACCAUCAACUUCUACAACAACAACGACAUCAACUACACAAAAGACUGAAACAACCACUAAAACUUCUGUUCCAUUGUCGCUUCACACGAUAUUUUCACUUGUUCUAAUCGCAUGCUUCCACUAA